UAUUUUUGGUGAUUCCGUGAUUGCGAAACUGUCAAACAGCUCGUAAAGCAGUUGAAACGAUUUCAUUUAUUUUCUAAAUUAUCCACUGUUUAUUUUUGUUUGUUGACUCAUUGUUCCAAUUCCUUACAAGUGCCUUCGAAAUACUUUACAAUUUGUUAAGUUUGAAGUUGUGUAUUCAGUGAUUUUGGUGUCAAAACAUGGAAGAUAUAUUUCAGUGGUGUAGAGAAGGAAAUGCAUUACAGGUGCGAGUUUGGCUCGAUGAUACCGAACAUGAUAUGAACCAGGGUGAUGACCAUGGCUUCAGUCCACUCCACUGGGCCUGUAAGGAAGGUCACAUCAAGAUUGUUGAAAUGCUCAUCCGCCGAGGUGCUCGCAUCAAUGUCACUAAUAUGGGAGAUGAUACUCCAUUGCAUUUGGCAGCUGCACAUGGUCAUAGGCCUAUUGUACAGUUGUUGCUACAAAACCGUGUGGACGUUAACUUUACGAAUGAGCAUGGUAACUCGCCACUCCACUACGCCUGUUUCUGGGGGUACAGUGCUAUUGCUGAAGACUUGGUACUAGCUGGUGCACUUGUGUCUCUUGCCAACAAGGAUGGUGAUACUCCACUGGAUAAAACAAGGGGACAACUUAUACAGAGGUUACAUGAACUAGCUACCCAACAAGGGCAGGACUUGAAGAAGAUCCAAUUCAAAGAUCAGUCAUGGUUGGGCUUAAAGACCAGGAGCAGGGAUGCAACUCUCUCUCGUCACAAGGGCAUCAACAUAAACGAACUGUCCUUACAUACGAGGAUUGCUGUUACUCCAUCAGGUGAGACAUGGCGCGGCAGGUGGCAGAAGAACGACAUCGUGGCGAAGAUCCUGGCCGUGCGUGAGUGUACGCCGCGCAUACAGCGAGACUUCAACGAGGAGUUCCCCAAGCUCAGGAUAUUCUCGCAUCCCAAUAUACUGCCGGUUGUGGGCUGCUGCGUGUCGCCGCCGUCGCUGGUGGUGACGUCGCAGUACAUGUCGUGGGGCUCGCUGCACGCGCUGCUGCACGGCGGCGCGGCGGGCGGCGCGCUGGUGCUGGACGCCAGCGCCGCCACGCGCCUCGCGCACGACGUGGCCCGCGCCAUGCGCUACCUGCACACGCUGCAGCGGGACAAGCAGCUGCCCACGUACCAUCUCAACAGCAAGCAUAUUAUGAUCGACGAAGACUUAACAGCCCGCAUCAACAUGGCGGACUCUAAGUUCUCAUUCCAAGAGAAGGGUCGCCUGUACGCGCCGGCGUGGAUGGCGCCAGAGGCACUGCAGAAGCCGCCGGCUAAGCGGAACCUGGAGGCUGCUGAUAUGUGGAGCUUCGCUAUACUGCUGUGGGAACUUGCCACCAGAGAGAUUCCUUUCGCCGACCUCUCUCCGAUGGAAUGCGGCAUGAAGAUAGCGCUGGAAGGUCUCCGCGUGACGAUCCCCCCGGGCAUCUCCCCACACAUCGCCAAACUGAUAAAGAUCUGCAUGAAUGAAGACCCCGGCAAACGACCCACCUUCGAAAUGGUCAUACCCAUUCUAGAGAAAAUGAAACGCUGAAGAAUAUUCAUACGAAAUUUCUAUAUGUUGUGAAAAACGCUGGAUAUACAAUACAAUCAAGUCAAAACUAAAGGUAAUUUAAGUUUAUAUUUAUACAUUUAAAAGUUAAGUGGUCUUGGAAUAACGCAAAAUAGUUAUUAGAUACAAUUUAUUGAAAAAGUACAUGAUUUUCUAAUCUACGCAAUAAACUCACGAGAUCACUUAAUUUUUAAUAAAGAAGAUUAUAAAAUCUGGUAUACAUUGUUGGAAUAAAUAAAUGUAUUUAUGUAAUAUGAAAUGCUUUCAGUAAAUUUAUGUCAAUUGUUGUUAGUGAAAUCAUAAAAUAUGCUUCCAACAUAAUGUCGUAUCAUAUGAUUUCUCAUUGCCAAUGAGUGAAGAAUGUACAAAACAAUGAAUAAAUUCAGUAGGUGCCAUCCAAAUAAAAUUAAGAUCUAACUUCCUAAUCAUAACAUAAAAUUCACCGUAACUUAUUUUUAUAUUUUUUCUAAAAUUAUUUUUAAACGUACUUUGCACAUUGCACUAUAACUCUGCAAUAACUUUGCUUGAAUAGUGCAGUGUGUUUUGUCAUUUCUUAUGAUUAUUUAAAACUAUAUGAUUAAAACUAAAAUCUUUUUUAACUGCCAGUAUUGUAAGUGUUGUUUAGUACUUAGGUUGUGUUUUAAUAAUACUGACUUAUUUUUUUGCGCAAAAUUAUUUAAAUAAAAUAUUUGUAUGGUUAAGAAAUGUAUUUGCUAUGUAUUUAAAUCGGUGCUAAAGAACUUAUGAAUCAAAUGAAAUAUACCAUAUAUGAAAUAGUUUUAAGAAACUGGCCUACCAAUAUUUUUGUAAAGAAACUGUUAUUUUUCUUUUCAUAAAUAUUGAUUGUCCUUACAAAACAAUAUUUUUUAUAUUUUUACCUGACAAGAGAAUCUUGCCUUGGAAUUUUGAUUCAUUCGUUUUUAUUAUUUAAUUGUUGUAUUUAUGUCAAGCUCCUGCAUUGAAAAUCAUUUUUUUUUAAUUAAUUGACAAAAUAGUACUAAACCUAGUACUUUUAAGAUUUCUGCUUUCUUGAAACAGAUGUGCCUUUAUAUAUCUAUCAUCAUUAAAUCAUAGAAUCUCUGUUAAUAAUGUGCAAUUUGUAUCUUUGAGAUUAAUACUUGUAAUAUUGCAUCUUUAUGUAGUAAAACUAAUUGUGUUAAUGCUAUCGUGAAAUAGAUGUGCCUUAUAAACCGGCCAAAUAACAUUAUUUGCCUUAUGACAAUGUAAUGUAAACUAAGUGUAGAUUUAUAAAUAUUUUUGAUGACGAAUCAAUGUUACAACUUUCAUAAAGUUGUUUAAUAUACUAACGAUUUAGUAAUAAU
Messenger RNA from Trichoplusia ni (cabbage looper), 2899 nucleotides. RefSeq names its product integrin-linked protein kinase (gene Ilk). Gene Ontology annotation, molecular function: protein kinase activity; protein binding; ATP binding. Gene Ontology annotation, biological process: protein phosphorylation; substrate adhesion-dependent cell spreading; integrin-mediated signaling pathway. The coding region runs from base 198 to 1559 and encodes 453 amino acids. Gene Ontology annotation, cellular component: focal adhesion; stress fiber. The transcript is spliced from 8 exons. NCBI's taxonomy places the organism in Eukaryota, Metazoa, Arthropoda, Insecta, Lepidoptera, Noctuidae. The record is from RefSeq and is a predicted model, not a curated record.